Messenger RNA from Toxorhynchites rutilus septentrionalis, 2453 nucleotides. RefSeq lists its product as uncharacterized. The coding region runs from base 1766 to 2311 and encodes 181 amino acids. The record is from RefSeq and is a predicted model, not a curated record. NCBI's taxonomy places the organism in Eukaryota, Metazoa, Arthropoda, Insecta, Diptera, Culicidae. The transcript is spliced from 4 exons.
UAAUUCAAUCGUUUUGCUGUCGAAAGAUGCUGUUAUAUGGUAUUUUACGAUAGCGUUCUCAGGUGGGAUUUCAAUGCUAAUCUUUUUUUUUUGUUUGAGAAACUAUAAAUGAUUGUGAUAUGUUGGAUAGCUUGGUGAACCUUCCAAAUGUUUUGAAUCUAUGAAUCCUCCUCUAGUCUUAACCGUUCGAUAUCGAUAGAGAAAAGAACGUUACGAUGGCUUGCCGAUACAAAAAAAGUAUGCAAUAGUGGUUAGCCGAAUAUGUAUUUAUUAUGUGUUUUUUUCGAUAAUAAAAUUAUGUUAUAAUUUUGAAGAUCGAUUGAAGAAAACUUGUUUCAUGUAUUAUCGUUGUUAUAUAGAACAACAAUUAUUUCCCUAAUACGAUCACAAUAGUACAUUUUUCAAACAUCUAAUAACACUUGUGUAUAUUGGCAUAUGUACACUGAGAGAACUAAUUAGUAAAUAUAACGAAUUUUUUGGUAAAUACUACCAAUCUAGUCAUUUUCGACCGUACUAAUAAACACAUAUGUCAAGCAGAACCAUGAUUCGGAAGCCCAAUAUCGGCUACAUUUUCUCGCCGAAAAUGCACGUAUCAGAAUUAUAUCCUUAUUAUACCUCCGUAUUGCCUUAUGGGUACAAUGAAAAUGGUUAAUACGCGCUUUUCUCACCAGUUUUCAGAUAUGACAAUAUCCAAGCUUAAUAAUGUUAUCGAGUAAAAUAUACUAAUCUCUGGUAGGGAUGCGGGUUUGUUGACAAUAUGUACAAAAAAUUUGUACAUUCUACUAAUUUUGCAUUACCAAAUGUAUUUGGUAGUUUUCGACCGAGGAUUUUUCUAAGUGUAUGUAGUACGGAUACGGGUUAACAAAUAUUCUUAUCGAGACACUUUCGUCCAAUCACAAACUAUUGUCUCAUUUCUUUACAUAACUCAAAAAGCUGGAACUGAUGUGUUUUGAGAUGCAAACUAUGCGCUUCCAGCGAGUCAAGCUCCAGCAGACAAAUAUUACACCCAUACGUGAUUCGCUUCUUCUCUUGAAUCUUUGUAUGGGCACGUAGAUUCGAAAGCUGGGUAAACGGUUUUGGACAGGUAUCACACUUGAACGGGCGUUCACCUGAAACAAAAACGUUUUGAAGUUACCCGAGGUGUCCUUGCGGGCGUCGACCAAUCCUAGCUUACCAGUGUGCGAUCUGCGAUGGCGCUUCAGAUCUUCAUUCGAUUUGAAGGUGUUCGAACAGAACUCACAGUUGAAAAUCUUCUCCACAUCGAUCUGGUGUUCCAGCAAGUGGGAUUUUAGCUGAUCCGCCAUUUCGAACGUAUUGCUGCAUUUGUCACACUUGAAGAACCCGUUGGCUUUGGUGAGCAGUUUCAUGUGUACCUAAAAAAUGUUAUGUGUCGUAUGUAUUGGAUUCAUUUGUUCUCUUAAAAAACAAGGUUGGACGCAAACCUGGGAAAGUAACUGUACGCCCUAUGUAUUUCUGUUCAAUGUAGUCCUACGUUUGAAAACAGUUUGAACAAUAUUUCGAUGAGAAUUCACUUACAAUUUCUGGGAGAAAGUUAUUCUCGAGCUGCGUGGAAAAUCAUAUCGCGAAACACAACAAUAAAACAAGACACAAUGUUAUAAUGAAAAUCGAUGCAAAAGUAGGCCGGGAUCCUUUUUCCGAAUUUUAAUUUUUAAUCGAAGCAAGCAUUUUGUUGAUGCGACGAUUUUGCUCACUGAGGAUUAUAGUUACAUGAGAGAAGCAACUAUAAUUCUCACCAGAAGCCAAAAUGGAGAGAGGACCAGUUACUUCAAGAAUUCCGUCAAUACCAAAGAUUCCCAUAUGCUCUUGGGCCAGUCAGGAGACUGGAGUUAGGAAGGAAAAGGAUCGUUCUUCGAAGAAGGGUGUUGAAAAUGUAGGCGAUCAACAAAUGGAGAAAAAACAUCAAAUAUGGUUUUUCAACUACAGUGGAUGGUGGAUGUGGAUAGAAGAAGAAUCAUCGCCGCAGCUUGUCCCAAGUGAUAUCAAGGUAUCGUAUGCGAACUUCAUUGAUUCUAAUAUAGAGAGGAUCGAGGAUAUAACUCCUCCGGAGUUGGUUCCCAGUGACGCGCAUCUGGAGGAUGAUGACGAAGAUGUAUUUGACUGGGAACCAGGAAAUAUUUCGGUGAAGCUGAAGAUAAAAGCUGAAAGAAAUCUCUUGAAAAUAAAGGCAGAGAACGAGAAACUUCGGCAAGAGAACCAGCAAUUGAAGGCUAAAAAAGGCUUCCUGUUCAAGCAAGUUGACGUCUGCAAAACAGCGAAUCCUGAGGAGUGUAGAAUGAAGCAACACAAUUGAUAUUUGAUAUGCAAGACUACAACGAGGGACGUAUGGACAUGGACAAACCUAGUUGCUAUAUUUUUUUUUUUCAAGAUAUAUUCUAUGCUGCUUCAAUAUUUGUUGAUGAUUUAGAUGAUUACAAAUAAAAUGUUUUAAAUAU